Octopus bimaculoides (California two-spot octopus) is the source of this 1831-nucleotide messenger RNA. Its product is annotated as cystine/glutamate transporter. The record is from RefSeq and is a predicted model, not a curated record. Gene Ontology annotation, biological process: amino acid transmembrane transport. Lineage: Eukaryota; Metazoa; Mollusca; Cephalopoda; Octopoda; Octopodidae. Gene Ontology annotation, molecular function: L-amino acid transmembrane transporter activity. Gene Ontology annotation, cellular component: membrane.
CAGCAAACAUUUUUGAUGGGAUUAAGAUAUAUCCAGACAAAGAAGAUGUGACAUACCUGGUGUCUAUUUUCAUAACAAGGAACAAUUCUUGGUACCAAUUUACAAGAUGGGGAAAAAUCGAAAGCCAUCACAUGGUCGCUCAGAUCAUUCAGAGCAGAGCAGAGAAUCAGAGUCUUUACAUAACAACAAAUGUGAGGCGGACAACUGUUUUUCACCAAUGCUUGACAGUACGGAGCCGCAAGCAACAAAGGGACGGCCCCUUCCUGGACGCAGAAAGUCCUUGGUGGAACGACUCACCAAAAGGAAAAUGUCGAUGCAAAUGAAAAAAUCUAUUUCUUUGAUGCAAGUAACUGCUAGUUUAAUUGCUGUGACUGGUCAUACAGCAAUCUUCAUAACGCCAUCGUCGAUUCUUGAGAACACUGGAGCACUGGGCCUGUCUCUUGUUAUAUGGCUCUUUGGUGGCAUCAUAAACUGGAUGCAAGCCCUCAUCUUUGUAGAAUUUGGCACAUCUCUGGAUGAAGCUGGUGGUACCUAUUCUUAUGUAAGGGCAGCUUGUGGGCCCCUGGCUGGGUUUAUGAUGUUAUGGAGUUACAUGAUGUUAUCAACUGGACCUUUCUGGUCCUUUCUAGGGUACACAGCUGCUAUGUAUAGUGUCAAACCUGUCUUCCCUGACUGCCCUCCUCCUGAAGGCCUGGUAAAACUCUUAGCAGCUAUUUUAAUCUUAUUACUGGCAUUUCUCAAUUGUUUCUGCAAGAAACUAGUAUCCAAGAUUCAAAUCUACUUGUCAGCUACAAAGAUUAUUGCCCUUUUGGUAAUAAUUGCAGGUGGCGCUGUGAGAGCAUAUCAAGGACAUACAGAGAAUAUUGUACCAAUCUUUGAGAAUAGAAUCACUGAUCCAGGACCAUUGGCGCUGUCUAUAUUAUAUUCUGUGUUUGCAUUUGGAGGAUGGCAGGUGGUUAUGAGUCUUGUAGAAGAAAUGGAAGACCCAGCCAAGGACCUACCACGUGGUGUGACCAUUACUUUUAUUGUCACCAUCACCAAAUAUAUUCUCACACUUUUGGCCUACAUGACACUCCUGACCAAACAUGAAGUCCUCCAAUCCAAUGCUGUGGCACUUCUGUACAUUCAGAGACUCUACCAUCCUUUAACUAUUAUGAUAUCAGCCUGUGUUGCCUUUACAUCAGUCGGAGCCUUGAAUGCUUCUGUUAUGGGACACUCAAGGGUCCUUUUUGCUGCUGCUCGUCACAAGGCUGCACCUCUUCUCUUUGGUAUGUUACAUAUCAAAUACCUGACACCAUGGCCCUCAAUAUGGGUGCUGUGCGCUUGGUCAUUGGUUGUAUUAUACAGUGGAGGAAUGGACUUCCUGUUGGACCUGGUCAGUUUCAUCUCUUGUUUAGUUGCAUUGGUCAUUGCAGUAGCCUUGAUAUACUACAAAAUCAAACAGCCUAAUGUGAAACGGCCCUAUAAGGUUCCCAUGUGGAUGCCAGUAUCACAUGCUUUAUUCUUCAGUGCUGUUCUUGCUCUGGGAAUUUACCAAAAACCAAACCAAAUGUUAGCUGGCGUCAUAAUCUCAUUGCUUGGAUAUCCUAUUUAUCUUCUUGGAAUCUGCUGGCAACCAAAACCCAAGGCUUUCACCAAAAAAAUGGAAUAUAUUACUGUCACAUGCCAGAAAUUAUUGAACCUACGGAAGAGUGUCUAACAAGAAUUAAUUAAAGAAUACAAUUACCAAAGUGAACAAAUGGAAGUGUCUGCAAUACCAAAGUUCUGGGACAAACUAUUUUUCUCUCCACCAAAAAUAUAUUUUCUUUAUAUUAGACAUGGUGUGGGGCCA